Molecule: messenger RNA, 975 nt
Organism: Zasmidium cellare ATCC 36951
Lineage: Eukaryota; Fungi; Ascomycota; Dothideomycetes; Mycosphaerellales; Mycosphaerellaceae
Exons: 2
Coding region: 1-975 (324 amino acids)
Biological process (GO): inositol phosphoceramide metabolic process
Cellular component (GO): inositol phosphoceramide synthase complex; Golgi membrane
Molecular function (GO): inositol phosphoceramide synthase regulator activity
Source: RefSeq, a predicted model, not a curated record
AUGGCGCCCGUCCUGCGCGUCCCCAAACCGCGAUCCCUCCUGCACUUCGUCUCCCUCCGCACCGCCGCCGAAUUCAUCAACCUCACCCUCAUCAUCAACAAAGUCACCGGCUUCUACGGCAUCCUCGCCCUCUUCACCGGCUACCACCUCAACCCCCUUCAGCUCUCCCACUACAUCUACUCCCUCGUCAUCCUUGGCCUCGUAACAUGGCUCAUGCCCGCGAUUCGACGCCCGGACCAGCCGCUGCGCAAUGUCGCGCUCGCGUGGAUAUAUGUUUUGGACACGGUGGUGAAUAGCGUGUACACGGCGCUCUUCAGCGCGGGGUGGUUCAUGCUUCUUUCGCAGCAUUUGCAGGAGCCUGGGAAGGACAGUCCGAUCGGGGGCAGUGCCGGGACGAUGAACGAGGUGGCCGGGUUUACCGAUCCGGAGCACAACGUCACGCAGGUGGAAGUUGUCGCGGAGCCAGCGCCAGGUCUUCUCGCCGGCCAGCAGGCAGUAGCCAUCGGCCACAGCGAGGCCUCGCUCAGCCAGUCCGUCCUGCAGAGCGACUCCAUGACCAGCAUCGCCCUGCUCGCGGCCUUCAUCAUCGUGCGCAUCUACUUCUGCAUGAUCGUCCUGUCCUACGCCCGCUCCAUGCUACGACAAUACGUCGCCUCGACAUCCAACUCAUCGGCCUCCUACAGCGAUACUUCCGACCCUACCAUGGCUGAGAACCCCUUCCGUGAAGGCCGAGAGGAGAGCUCCAAGCUCGGAAGGCUGAUGCUCCGAUUCCCGAGCAAGAGGUAUUGGCUUGGCAGGGAGGAAUCGGAGGCUGGGCAGAGUGAGUGGGAGAGAGCUACGAGUGGCAGAUUUGAAAGUGGCAGGAAGGCGUUGAGGAUUAAGGUGCCUGAGGGUGUGGGUGAGAGGGAGAGGAGGGCAAGGAGUGGUACUGGUCCGCCUUUGCCGGCUGGUGCUGGAAAGAAGGUACCAGAGUAA